GUUUUCCAGGUGUAUGAUCAACCAGAUGUGUAUGAGACUUGUGACCUCCCAGAGAGUGACCAGGAUUACAUAUCUGGGGAAACUGCAGAAACAAGCAACUCCAUUGAAGUCUUGCAUAUCUCAUCCAGUGAUGCACAUUCACAUUUUAAAGGAAAGACACUGGAUUCUACCUUUGUCGAUUUUUCUGACCGCAUAUCGCAUUCGAGACGUAGAGGGUAUGAUGCCAGGCGUAUGGAAUGGGAGCUAGCAGGAGAGGGAGAAGAGGAAACCAUUAUGCAGAAAUAUCAGCGACUGAAAUGUGAGGUCCAACAGCUCUUGGAAGAUGUUGAUGCCGUGAAGGGAUCUGUACCAUGUGGUGAUGGUUCUGCAUCAUCGGUUGAACUGGCUAAACAAGUGGAGUCGCUCCAAAAUACACUGACGGACCUCAAACUGGAAGAGACUCUUGGAUCUGAAGUUGUGUCCUCCAUAUCCCAACCUCAGAUAGCACUGCAAAAGAAGCUUGUGACCUUACUAGAGGGUUUUAAGAAAACUGGAUUAGUUUCGGAGAAGAAAAUUGAUAAAUCAGGUGCCAGCACAGGCAGUGGUGGUAGCGAGGCAGCUAUUACGUACGAGUUAUAUUAUGCUCCAGAACAUGCAAGAUUAAAUCAACUUGCCAAUGUAGCAGCAUUAGAAAAAAGGAUCGAUCACCUGGAAUCUAUUAUUGGAAACAAUCCAGAUAAGCUAAGUAGCUUGUCAGCGUGGACAAAUCACAAGUCUGUUUUAGGUGCUGUGCAAGUCUUGAGCUCACGUUUAGCCCUUUUGGAACCAACUCACUUAGAUCACAUUGAAGGGCGAUUGCAUGCUGUGCACACACGCAUGAAUUCAAUAUCUGAAAAGAAGUCUGCUAUUGAGGAAGCUGAUAAACAGAGUAAGGUGACAGAGCUGUAUGAAUUGGUCAAGAAAACAGAAUCCCUCUGUUCUGCAGUUCCUGAAGUGGUUGAUCGUCUUGUAUCAUUAGAGACACUACAUGAUCAAGCUAUUCAGUUCAGUGGAUCGAUAAAACAACUUGAUGUGGCUCAAACUCGUUUAACUUCAUUGCUGCAAUCCAAUUCUGAUCACCUGUCAUCAGUGCAGGCAAAGUUCGCUCACAAUUUAGAGGUUAUACAGAACAAUAUUACGAAUCUGGACAACAGGAUACAGGUACUUCAAAAGAAGUAGGCUGUCUUCUUUCACUACAACCCUGACCUCUGCUGCACAUAGACAUCGUGACAAGAGCAACGAGCAUUGGUUUGUUUUCAAGGGAUUUGCCAGAAGCCCUUCUGGCGCUUUGCAUAAAGUGGUAGGUAUAACUAGAACAGAAAUGAGUAUAUUUAUUAGCUUACGGUAACAUUUGUUCACUUUCCUUUGCAAAUUAUAUUUGAGAUGCCUUAUUGGGGUUUGAAGCACCUCUGCAGAUAGCAUACAGUUUAUUCAUUAACACAGCAUUUUAGCUAAAUUUGUAUAUUGCAUCUACAGAUGCUGAUGUUUAACCACUUCGUGAUAGAAUUUUAACUUAUGUAUUGAUAAGUAAUCUUGGAAUUCCUUAGGAGUAAAGUAUUGAUGUUCA
Macrobrachium nipponense is the source of this 1585-nucleotide messenger RNA. Its product is annotated as dynactin subunit 2-like. Lineage: Eukaryota; Metazoa; Arthropoda; Malacostraca; Decapoda; Palaemonidae. The record is from RefSeq and is a predicted model, not a curated record. The transcript is spliced from 8 exons. The annotation marks the transcript as partial. Gene Ontology annotation, biological process: mitotic spindle organization. Gene Ontology annotation, cellular component: cytoplasm; centrosome; dynactin complex.